UUGACUGAACAAAAGCCGACCGAUCGAAUUGAUAGAAAUUUUGUCUAUCGUUUGGGACUUCUCACUUCAUCGGAGAAAAAGAAAAAUAAAAGGGUUGGUUUUUUUUCGAAAUUUUCAAGAUUCUGAAAAUUGUAGUCAGAUUUCAAAAAAUUAUGUUAGCUUUUUUGUUUCAAAACCUGAAAUUAUAAUAUUUCAAAGUAUCAACCAAUAUUUCAGUAUUUCAGAAAUCAAAAUUAAUCACAGUUAAAAAAAAUUUCCCAACCCUCAAAAUGAUUUUUUUUUCAGAUCAAACCUAAUUCAACAAGCAGUUCUCGAUCAGAAUAUUAUGUGAUGGAGUAUUCACCAAAAAACAUUCACGACCACGAAAUUAAAGUUAGAAAGUUCAGAGUUAGAUAUCGAAAUGGGCCCAAAAAAUUUCCCAGGUAUUUUUUUCAAUUUAAUAUUUUUCAACAAUAAAAUUCCAUAUUUCAGAGUUUAUAUACUGUAUCUAGACUACAGUACUAUGGAUUUCAAGAUUUGA
Messenger RNA from Caenorhabditis angaria, 520 nucleotides. NCBI's taxonomy places the organism in Eukaryota, Metazoa, Nematoda, Chromadorea, Rhabditida, Rhabditidae. The record is from the annotation of a GenBank genome assembly.